Cuscuta campestris is the source of this 1871-nucleotide messenger RNA. Lineage: Eukaryota; Viridiplantae; Streptophyta; Magnoliopsida; Solanales; Convolvulaceae. The record is from the annotation of a GenBank genome assembly.
UAAGAGAGAGAGAGAGAGAACCAGAAGCGUUUCAUCACCGAGAAAACCUAAUCCGGUCGUCUCCGGCGAGUGGGAGGAUAUGGAUAACACCAUUUGACUCCUCUCACUCAUCUUUUUCCGGUUCUGUGAAUAUCGCAAGAAACCAAGCAGUAGGAGGAUAAGCCGAGGGAGAGAGCCGCAUCCACAUGGUAGCCAAGGAACCUGCAACCAGAGAUAUAAUCGAGGCAAAUUGGAGGAUCCCAGCACAGACUUUCAACUUCCUACGAGGAACACCGCCAGGAUACUAAGGCAUGUUAUAAUACAUACUGCUAGGAGAUGAUCACAUCGUCAACUUCUCGUACACCAGGAUAAACACCAAGUUCAAGUCAAAGUGGAUAUACCAGGAACUAAUGCAACACUCUGAAGCUAAUAUCCAUACCCAGGUAUUUCAUCUCUUAACUUCUAUGAUGCACCUCAAUUAACUUUUACAAGAAAUGUUUUUGGACCAAUGUGGAUCCGCUUAUCAUUUAGUACUUGUUAUAUAUGUCGUGUUGCAUUCAAUGUUUUGGUAAUUAUAUACAUUCUGCACAUCUUUGUUGCAUUUCCCUUUUCACAAAUUUGAGUACAUUAAAGCAACAGGAAUAUAUCCAACGCCUGUGUCCAUUGGAAAUUACCAUGCUACAUACCCUCCAAAGGACAUUGAUAUCAAACUUCAUUUACUUCACAUCAAUUGCAAACCGCAUCUUUAAUUCUGUAUUGGACUUUGAAAUAAGGUUCACCAAGGGUAUUCUGCACACAAUGUUGAAGGCGGUGUCGAAGGACCAGACACAUGAUGAAGUUAUCAACCAAACUUUCAAACUUCAUACAGAUAAGAGUAUUUUAUUAUAUUUUCAAUUUAACUCAUAAAAAUUAAACCUUUAUUUAUACAUGUUAUUAGACAUAUAAAAAAUGUUAUAUAAUGUAAAGGGUUCAUUGUAGCACCAAAAACCACGCACUAACAGCUAUAUGAUGACUUUUUUUAACAUGUGAAAUGUGUCUUUAGAAAUCCUCUUGCUCCUUAUAUAACUAUUAUACAUAUAGCAUAUGCUUCAAAUACACAAAAAUAAUGAAAAAAAUAACAGUGUAGAAAUUCAAGAAUCAUCUCAUUAAUUUGCUCUUCUUGGACUUUUAACAAUUGGUUGAGCACAAUCUUGAUAUCCACAUUUUGACAGCAAGUUCAUCAAGCGCAUCCUGUUAAUACCAACUCUCUUGCUUUCCUUGUAACUGGUAUCUUUGACUUAAAAUCUAUUUUAGCAUAACCCGAAUUUGUUUUCCACUCCACCAUUUUUUGUACAUAAUGCUAAUUUUUCUCUUGUAACAGUUCUCUUUUUGUUUAUGAUUUUAAACUCACACCAAAUGUCAUCUAAUUUUCUGGUUGGUACUAACUCUUCUCUUUUAUUACUUUAAUAUUCUUAAAAAAAAGAAAUUAUGAUAUAACAUAAUUAAUUUGCAGCUAUGGUUGAUGCUUGGUGUCUUUGCGAUGGCAACAACGAUUAGGAUGUAUGCCAUCGGUCAACAAUUCAAGCUCAAGCACAGGCACUUGCUGCCCAGGCCAGUGGUUUCUUGGUCAUAUAUGUGGAUUCUCUACGGGUUUACUUUCAUCAUUCCAUUCAAGGGCCCAGAUCCAAAUGGGAUCCUGCGAGCGGAUUUAUGGGUUAGACUUUGCCUCGGCCAUGAGGUGGACAGCCAUGUGCCUAGGAGAGGGUUCACCUAAGUUUCCUAAAUGGGUUUAUUUCGUUUCUUUACUCUUAUUCAAUUUUUUUGAGAUUCUUGAAGAGAGAUCGUGAGAUUAAUAUACUCAAUGGAAUUAAAUAUCAUCAAUACUCUUUGUACAAUAAAUAUUUUAAGUGUGG